Molecule: messenger RNA, 2350 nt
Organism: Erpetoichthys calabaricus (reedfish)
Lineage: Eukaryota; Metazoa; Chordata; Cladistia; Polypteriformes; Polypteridae
Gene: noa1
Product: nitric oxide associated 1
Exons: 7
Coding region: 55-2154 (699 amino acids)
Molecular function (GO): GTP binding
Source: RefSeq, a predicted model, not a curated record
GCGCAUGCGCAGCCCCGCCCCGAUGAAUGGCGGCUACUCGUCCUUGUGUCAGUCAUGCUUGCUGGCUGUUUUAGGGUCCAGCGGCACCUGCUCCGGGGUGUUGGUGGGAGUCCUCGCUUCCUUUACAGCGGUCUUGUGACGCCAGCACCACCACCACCACCGAGGCGCCUUACACCCUGCGCGUACCUCCACGAUGGACCGGCUGAUCGCGGCCGGAGAGUCUUGGCGAGCGUGGACCCCGGCGUUGAAGAACAGUUCGUGUUUUUGGAGUUCGCUGCCCCCUCGGAGGACGGAAGACAGCAUGGCUGGCAGGCCGUGGACAAGGAGGACCCAUCGGGGGAAGAGAUGCGACUACCAGCAGCGCACCGUGCCAGGUCUCGGCGGGUCGCUGCUGACGAGAGCCACAGCCGUGGAGCCCCUGAGGCGCAGACCGACACGGGGUCGGAAGCUGACUUCGUGGAUGUCGGGUUUCAGCUGCCCGCUAAGAAGUCGCCGCGGAAAAAGACGAAGAGUAAACGGGAGCGCGAAGCUUGCGGCGGCAUUGGCGCGGACGAGAGCGUCCCGGUGAGUGACCGCCGCUGCUCGGGCUGCGGGGCGGUGCUGCACUGCACGGACCCCGGGCUCCCCGGACACUUGCCCCGCGAGAAGUACGUGCGGCUGCUGAGCGAGGACGCGCUGGACCGCGCCGUGUGCCAUCGCUGCCACCUGCUCGUGCACCACAACCGGGCCCUGCAAGUCGAGGUGUCCGCGGACGACUUUAGGCGCAUCGCGGCCACCAUGCGGCCCCAGCCGGCCCUCGUCCUGCACAUCGUCGACCUGCUCGACCUGCCCGGCUCCAUCGUCCCCGACCUGACGGAUCUCGUGGGCCGCAACAAGCACAUCUUUGUCCUGGGGAAUAAAGUGGACCUGCUGCCCGGCGAUGCGACCGGCUACCUUAAACGCUUGCGGCGGCAGCUGGAGCGGUACUGCGCCGCGUGCGGGCUGAGUGCAGACGUCGGGCUGAAGGGCGUGCAUCUGAUCAGCGCCAAGACGGGCUACGGCGUCGAGCCGCUCAUCUCCAGCAUCCAGGGCUCGUGGAAGUACCGCGGGGACGCCUACCUGCUGGGCUUCACCAACGCCGGCAAGUCGACGCUCUUCAACACCCUGCUCGAGUCCGACUACUGCAAGUCCAAGGCCUCGGACGUGAUCGGGAGGGCAACCAUCUCCCCGUGGCCAGGGACCACCCUGAACCUUCUGAAGUCCCCCAUCAUAAACCCGACUCCGUACCGAAUGUUCAGAAGAGCCGAGAGGCUUGGGAGAGAGGAGGACUUCGGUGAUGAUGAUGAAGAGCAAAGGAAACACCUGAAGCAGCUAAAGAACAAGGGGUACCUGGUGGGUAAAGUUGGCAGAACAUUCCGGGCGGAUUCUUCAGGGCGCCAGCUGGUGGACAUCGACUUCAAUCCUGAUGAGCUGUGUGUCGAUUUUGAACAAGGGGGUCUCGAGGCAGAAGAGGAGCCGUCCCAGACGGUGGGGUUCACGCACAACGAGCUGAAGGGCGCCCACUGGCUCUACGACACCCCUGGGAUCGUGAAAGACGACUGUGUUUUAAAUUUGCUCACAGAACAAGAAGUGAAGAUGGCGGUGCCCAGCCAGUGCAUUGUGCCCAGGACUUUCAUUCUUAAGCCAGGCAUGGUGCUCUUUCUGGGUGGUCUUGGACGCGUCGACUAUAUUAAGGGACCAAACUCCUGCUGGCUGUCGGUCAUCGCCUCAAAUCAGCUGCCCGUCCACAUCACCAGACUUGAGAGGGCCGAGGAGAUCUAUGCAAAGCAUGCUGGGAAGACGACGCUCCUGGGGGUGCCCACCGGAGGGGCAGAGCGCAUGCAGGAGUUCCCGGCGCUGGAGCCCCACGACAUUGAGGUAGAUGGACUGGGCCCGAGGGAAGCCGCUGCAGACAUCCAGCUCUUCUCAGCAGGCUGGGUGGCGGUCACCGCGCUGGCCACGGAGAAGAUGCUGUUCCAGGUUCACACGCCAGCUGGGACCACCCCCGGACUGCGGAAGCCACCACUGCUGCCCUACAUUGUGACCCUGAAGGGAGAACGAAUCGGGAAAUCACCCGCCUACAAGGCGAUGAAGCCUCAGGCGCCAGCGGAGGUGAAGCAGAGGCCCAGGAGGUGAGAGCUGAUUGGCCAGAGCUCUUCGUACAUGUGAGGACGGUGGGGACCUGUCACCGUCAGCCCAGUGUCACGUAGCUGAGUCGAGGACACUUUGAAGGAGCCUGGCAUGGGGUCGGUGGAGCUGUGAGCUCUGCACCCACACACAAUCAGAAUGUGACUGACUGGGAAAUAAAAUGCCUUACUGGUGCCCGCAUGGA